AUGGCUACACUCGAGUCCAUGGCCAACCCUGACUCAGUUGCAACUCAUGAUCACGACGAGUCUACUCAGCCGACUCCGAUCGAUCCCGUGGAACGUCGAGUGCUUCGCACCAAAUAUCGCGCCGUAAUCGAUAAGAUCAAUGAGAAGAAAGAUGAAUUAGCGAGACCAGAUUCGCAGAAGUUCUAUGUUAUCGCCGACGAAGUGGAAAACCUGUACAAGAGCGCGCCUAAGAAUGCUUCUGAUGCUGCUUCUGCUGCAUCAGGGGAGGUGAACUACAACCAUUUUGUCCUCAGAUUUGAUUUCAAUGACUGGAAGUUGAUGACUGAUGUGGUGCCAAUUGGGGAGGAGUUGAUGCCUCAUAGAAGCAUCUCUAUUGCCACCAACGUUGAAACAACAACAGAUAUUCCCAUGGCAACACCAAUUAGAAAAUUCUCAAAGAACAGAGGUUAA
Morus notabilis is the source of this 450-nucleotide messenger RNA. RefSeq names its product non-structural maintenance of chromosomes element 4 homolog B. Gene Ontology annotation, cellular component: nucleus; Smc5-Smc6 complex. The record is from RefSeq and is a predicted model, not a curated record. NCBI's taxonomy places the organism in Eukaryota, Viridiplantae, Streptophyta, Magnoliopsida, Rosales, Moraceae. Bases 1 to 450 code for a protein of 149 amino acids. Gene Ontology annotation, biological process: DNA repair. The transcript is spliced from 4 exons.